CAUUAUUGUUGUUGUUACCGCGGAGUACGGACGUUUCUAUGCGGGUGCGCAGCGUGUACUAAAAAUUGUUUCAUUCAACCAAAGUCAACUCAAAUAAUUCGUAAAAAUACGCGUUGCCAUCAAUUGUUGUUGUUGCAUACAAGCAACAGCAUUCGUUGCCUGUGUGUGUGUUUUCCUUGCUCCCAGUUGGAUUGGUGCGCGCGUCGCUUAAAAUCGGAUUCGUCGCUAAACAGUUGAAUAUUUAAAAGUUUUGCCCGCUUUGCAAUUGGUGAAAAAAAGUGUUUGUGUGUGUGUUGAAAAAGGCGACAGCAAACCAGUUAUAUAUAUAGAUUUAUUCAAAUCUUAGCAGCCUUGAAGUGUUUGUUUAAUGUUUAAAUCGGCCACACACAUUUCAACCCAACAAUAAUUUCAAAUUCUUAAGCUGUUUUAGGCUGCCGAUCGCUAUGCAAAAUUAUUAAAAUUCGACUGUUUCAAAGUGUUGCAAAAUUCCAAAUAUUACAAAUAAAAGUCUGUGUGUGUGUCCCUAAUCCCCAAGCAAAAGAAGAAGCAGAGCAGAAUCAGCAACAGCAGCAAAAUGAAUAAAACCUGUGCGCGUUGCCAGAAGGUGGUUUAUCCCAUCGAGGAGCUCAAAUGUCUGGACAAGACAUGGCACAAAACGUGUUUCAAAUGCACAGAAUGCGGAAUGACGCUCAAUAUGAAAACUUACAAGGGCUACAAUAAAAUGCCAUACUGCGAGGCUCACAUACCCAAGGCCAAGGCAACGGCAAUUGCGGAUACGCCUGAACUGAAGCGCAUCGCGGAAAAUACGAAAAUCCAAUCGAAUGUGAAAUACCAUGCUGACUUUGAGAAGGCCAAAGGCAAAUUUACACAGGUGGCAGAUGACCCGGAAACGCUGCGAAUCAAGCAAAACACGAAGCACAUAUCGAAUGUGGCAUAUCACGGCGAUCUGGAGAAGAAGGCAGCCAUGGAGAAGCAGCGUGGCUCGGCAGAAGUCUCCGACAGCAGCAAUGAAUCGGAAUAUUUCUCUGAGCAAUUGGCAGCUGAACAAUUCUCGCAAUAUGCACCCACAGCCUCGCCCAUACCGCCAGCAACACUGCAACAACAGCAACAUCACCAACAACAACAACAACAGUACCAGCAACAGCAACAACACUAUGUGCAACAGCAACAGACUCUGCCACCGCCACCCAUACAACACCAGCAAUACAACACGGCGGCCAUAACGCCCACAUAUCAACACCAACACCACCAACAACAACAACCACAAUCGCAGCAGCAGCAGCAACAACUGCAACUACAACAACAACAGCAACAACAACAUAGCAACAAUCAUAGGCAGCAGCAACAGUUGCAACAGCAACAAUCGUUGCACGAUCCAUACGCACACUAUCAACAGCCGCAGGCGCUGCGCCAGCAACAGUUGCUGCAGCAGCAGCAGCAGCAACAGCAACAACAUGCCAUUAAACAAGCCUCACAUCUGUAUCCCACAGCAUCAUCGCAGCCACCACAACAGCAACAGCAACAGCAGCCCACACAGCAGCAACAGCAGCCGCAGGCGGUUAACAGUUACAAUCAGAUGCGCUCGGCAAUUUUGCAUAAUUCGCAUCAUCCCAGUGGCAAUGCUGCGGAUCAGUUUGAUCACAGUCAGAAUGCGGCAGCAGCGCUGCAACAGCAACAGCUGCAACAACAAUUGCAGCAGCAACAACAGCAGCUACAGCUGCAACAGCAGCAACAACAGCAACAGCAACAACACCAAUUGCAGCAGCAACAACACUCGCACAGCAGCCUGCUGAAUAAUAAUGCAAGCAACGGCAGCAUUCACAGCAACAACAGCAACAUCAGCAACAACAAUAAUGGCGGCAACAUCCUGGCACAUCCGCAUCCGGCCAGUCUCAGCUAUGUACAGCAACAGCAGCAGCCGCAGCCAACACGCUCCCAGGCCAGCCUGCACAGCAGCAAUAAUGCGGCAGCAAGCAAGCAACAGUUGCAACCGAGCAACACCAAUGUGCAGCAACUGUAUGUGGCAUCCAAUUAUAGCUCCAUAACACCAUCGGAGAACGCAUUGGGCGCCAAGUUGCAGGCAAGCAACGGACACAUGCCCAUUGUUGUGAGUGCCGCGCACAGCGCCAGCAACAACAUUGGCAAAAUUGCCGACUAUGAUCCGUUGACGGAUGGACCCCGACCGAUGCCCAGCACUGGCAGAUCCAGCACAACGCUGGUCUACAGCUCCGAUCAGCGUGGCGGCCCGCCAGGAGUGGGUAACAGCGUGUAUCCCAAACGGAUUGGCUCCAUCUCGGACAUUGAUCCCGCCAAUGGCAUCUAUGGCUCGCUGAGCAGCGCCGAUCAGGCGCUGGCCCAAAAGCAACAGCAAUACUAUCAGCAGGUGCAAAUGAUGCAGCAACAAGAGCAACAUGCGCGUCAGCAGCAACAACAGCCAACUGCUGCACUCCAGGAGAAACAGUCGCGACAGGGCAAUCUGCGCGUCUAUCGCGCCAUUUACGAUUAUGAGGCGCAGGAUGUGGAUGAGGUUAGCUUUCGUGAGGGGGAUGUCAUCUUUGAGGUGGAAUCAAUUGACUCGGGCUGGAUGACCGGGCGGGUGGAGCGUACGGGCAAGACCGGCAUGCUGCCCGCCAACUAUGUGGAGCAAGCGGUUAUAUAA
Molecule: messenger RNA, 2659 nt
Organism: Drosophila grimshawi
Lineage: Eukaryota; Metazoa; Arthropoda; Insecta; Diptera; Drosophilidae
Product: LIM and SH3 domain protein Lasp
Exons: 7
Coding region: 575-2659 (694 amino acids)
Cellular component (GO): focal adhesion
Molecular function (GO): actin filament binding
Source: RefSeq, a predicted model, not a curated record